AUGGAACCAAGACUGAAGACAGCGACCUGCGCCCGUUGCAAACGACGGAAGAUACGUUGCAAUGGCCAGUCGCCCUGCAUAACCUGCGACAAGAUGCAGACACUUUGCGAGUAUAACGAGGGGAAAACGACGGGGAGGUCUGCUGUGCCAGAACUGAAGCGUGGAGCGGCAUGUUUGCAGUGUCGACGCAAAAAGAAGAGAUGCGACGGAAAGUUUCCUUGCAACACUUGUCUCUUGUCUCGCUCCAAGACACAAUGCGAAUAUGGCGAAAGCGAAACCCAAGACAGUCCUGCAGCUUCGACCUCAGCGUCGUCUUCUCCAGACGCCAAUGGACUCUCCUCUGCGUCAUCUUCCGACUCGCCCCCACAUCCAACCACUCCAGAAGACAUCAUGAUACCUAUUCAACAAAUGGAGAUUCAGGAUCCUAGUCCAUUUGCGCUGCCUGAAUAUGUCGUGUGGUCAGAUCUCGAGCAAGCUCGCGACUUGUUCAUCACAACAACCGAGGAAAAUGGCUUUGUAACGCCCGACAAACCACCGCUCUACCCUGCUUUGCCCAAAGACUCGAUGUACGACAUAUCAGUCUCCCAUGGGCCACCCCUUCCCGACCCUGAACCUGGAGAUGAAUUGGGAGCAAUUCGCCAACUGUUUAUCGCGCAUCACACACAACUUGGGCUUAGUGUCUCCGACCGUCUGCUAUCCGCUAUUGCGACCGGUGACUCUAACGAAGAGCACCUCCAUCCCGUUCUGUUCCAUGCUUGUCAACUGCUCGGUUUCAUGUUGGCCCGCCACCGACCAAUGGCUAAACAUGGAAGCGACAAUUGGGUCGCACUCCCUGGCCAAAGCGAACGCGAAACAGAGCAGAUUCGCCUCGCUCUUUCGGCUCUCCACGAUACAACCCGCUCUCCUUGUCCCUUCGCCUACCUACAAACCUCCGCCUUACUCAGCACCUACUUCUUCAACAAGGGCGACAUUGGGCGGGCCAGGGAUAUGGUUGCCCAUGCCGACAAGCUGAUACGAGAACACCGACUCGACUCGUACACCUAUUCGUGUGGGCCGGCUGAGCCAAACGCCAAACAGGGAUUCCGAGUGACCCCCGUGUCGCCUGUCUCUGACGCGACAGCGGCGAUUUCUCAAAUCGUCUAUCUCGACCUUUCCUAUGCUAUCAUGCUCAAUUUGCCGACCCUCCUUCAUCCAUCGCUGGUUGAGCGUUUCCGAACAAUCGCCACGUCGCCCAAUCCUGAUGCGGAGGUCAACUUCAUCAGAGCAAAGAGUGCAUUCUUGCUGUGGGAGGCCAGGCAACUGGUCUUGGAAUGGAAUGAUCUAAGUCUGAGUGAUGCAUGCAAGGAGGCGUGGCAGACGAGGUAUUGGCACCUGAUGGACGAGCUCGACGCCCACAAGUCUUUCAUCACCGUCACCCUUACCCGUGCCGCGUUCUGCCCGAGUCUCCACGUUCUCGGGCUGGCGCUCAAAGUUUCUGUCAUCCUCACGCUCACGGGCCUGGCGACGCUUCUCUCCGUAUUCGAGCGCGACAACAAGGAGCUGAUCCACAAGAAACACAACGCGAUUUCGGAGGUGAUCCACAUAUCAAGCAUGUUUGAGGAGGGCGACUACAUCUACCUCGACCCGAUUCUCUCAGCUUGUUGGCAUGCGGUCAUGGGCACAGUCCAGCGCUGUCUCGUGUCGGAAGAGCGGGACCCAACCACCUGUCCGAAAGGGGCAGACAUGUACAACGCGUCGCGCAUGGCCAACCUCCUCCGCGACCAGAACAGCACGCUCAAACGCGUGCUGCCGUUUGCGCUGGAGAUCUGA
Molecule: messenger RNA, 1809 nt
Organism: Mycena indigotica
Lineage: Eukaryota; Fungi; Basidiomycota; Agaricomycetes; Agaricales; Mycenaceae
Exons: 9
Coding region: 1-1809 (602 amino acids)
Biological process (GO): regulation of DNA-templated transcription
Cellular component (GO): nucleus
Molecular function (GO): DNA-binding transcription factor activity, RNA polymerase II-specific; zinc ion binding
Source: RefSeq, a predicted model, not a curated record